Apis dorsata (giant honeybee) is the source of this 4107-nucleotide messenger RNA. Its product is annotated as zinc finger protein castor homolog 1-like. The transcript is spliced from 7 exons. The record is from RefSeq and is a predicted model, not a curated record. Gene Ontology annotation, molecular function: DNA-binding transcription factor activity, RNA polymerase II-specific; RNA polymerase II transcription regulatory region sequence-specific DNA binding. The coding region runs from base 283 to 3858 and encodes 1191 amino acids. Gene Ontology annotation, biological process: positive regulation of transcription by RNA polymerase II; regulation of neuron differentiation. NCBI's taxonomy places the organism in Eukaryota, Metazoa, Arthropoda, Insecta, Hymenoptera, Apidae. Gene Ontology annotation, cellular component: nucleus.
UAAGAGUAGAGCGAGCUCUCUUCGUUGGCUUGCAGAACGCUUCCUUACCAACCUCGAUCCUUCGUUAACGGCAGAGGCCGAGUACCGUCCAUCUAUCGACUGUCGAAAAGAUGAGGGAAUUAUUUUAUCAGGGGAAAAUAAAAAAACUUUUCUUUUUUCUAAAAGAAAAAGGUUGGACAGCACGUUCGAUUCCCCGUUUCAUCGUUACGUAGGCUAAAUCCCCCAAGAGUAAUCCUCACCUCUUCUCUUUGGUUUCUGAUUUCAGCAUUAUUGAGACAAAGCAUGUCUCCGGUUGCGGACACCUUGAUCGGUAGCUCGAAAAGCUCCGUGUCACAACCAAUAAUCGAUUACUCCCGAUACGUGAGGCGGUACACGUCGGGUCAAGAAUGCGGUAGCUCGUAUUGUAAGGAGCUCGGUUGCCGAGAGCAUUUUCACUGUCUGGAUUGCAGUGGUAGGGUCUUUGUGAAAAAGGAGGAAAUGAUCAGGCAUUUCAAGUGGCACAAAAAGAGGGACGAAUCUUUGCAGCACGGCUUCAUGAGGUAUUCGCCGACGGAUGAUUGCUCGGAGAGACAUCCGGGCCGUGCCUGCCCCCACAAUAGAAAACAGACGCACUACCACUGUAUCCACGAGAAUUGCGAUAAAGUUUACAUAUCGACGUCGGACGUGCAGAUGCACGCCAAUUACCAUCGCAAGGAUUCGGCUAUCAUACAAGAGGGUUUCCAGAGAUUUCGAGCUACCGAGAGCUGUGCUACCGAUCACUGUCCCUUCGUUGGCCAGCGGACCACGCACUUCCAUUGCCGGCGACCAGGUUGCCGGUUCACCUUCAAGAACAAGGCUGACAUGGACAAGCACAAAUCGUACCACAUCAAAGACGAGCAAUUGUCCCGCGAUGGGUUCAAGAAAUUCAUGAAGUCCGAGGCAUGCCCAUUCGAGCAAUGCCGUUUCUCGCGCGUGUGCAAUCACAUACACUGCAUACGACCGCACUGUAGCUACGUUCUUCACUCGUCGGGCCAAUUGUUCUCCCAUAAACGAAAACACGAGCGCCACGAGACCGAGUUGGCCUACAGAAAGUACAAGCAGAUCAACGCGGUUGGCGGUAUCCGGCCGCCAGGCUCCUGGCCACCGGACGAUCUCACCACGCAAAGCCUCUCCCUCAGCCUAAACGGCGAAAGUUCGAACGAGGACAGAGGCUCCCCCUCCUACUAUUCCCUCGACGAUUCGUUUCAGAGCGGUAGCGAUCUAGCGAUAGAUCUCACCGCGCCUACGACCACGGUCACCACGGCCAGUGGAAGUUCCACGGUAACCGUGGACCAACAGCAACAGCAACAGAGUCAGCAACAGCUUACCGCCAUGGAAUUGGCGUAUCUGGUGCCGGGUAACGCCGAUUGCCCCUGCCACCUGGGCAGGGAGCAUCAUCAUUGCGGAUUGGACCGUUGCGGCGCACCUCUCAAGGAUCCUCGCGAGGUCAGGGAGCAUUUGAAGGAGCACGAGACCCAAGAGCGCAUCACGGACGCCUUCUUCGAGGAGGGCGGAUGCGACGACAGUUGCCCGUACGCCGACAAGGAGAAGCAUUAUCACUGCAACUGGGAGAAUUGCCGAGAGGUGAUCCUCUCCACGGACAAACCGUUCCGUAGGCUUCAACAUUACAAGAUCCACGAGUACAGCCGACAGUUGAACCUCUCCUGCUCCUCCCACGCCUUGUCCUCGGACGUGACGCUGACCCAUCUGACCAACAUCGACGCCAUGUUCAGGCGGAAGAGGGGCAGGCCACCGAAGCUCGCGUCCAAUCCUAUGGCCGAGGAUCGCGAGGGGAGCGUCUCGCCCUCGAACAGCCUCGGCGAGCCCGAGGGAUUCUCCACCUAUAAUCCCGACGGAUGUCCAGAUCCGGCUUGCGUGUUGAGAUCUACCAGACACCACCAUUGUUCCCAGCUUAGGUGUCACUUCUCCACGGACAGGCCCGACCAAUUACUGAUGCACAGCAAAGACUUUCACGAUAACGUCGACAUACCGCCAGGCUUCGCCUUCUUCGAUAAGAUGGUAGAUUGCCGGCUGGUCGGUUGUCACAGUAAUCGCGUUAAUCGCCAUUUCCAUUGCACCAGGCCGAACUGCGGCUACUCGUUCGUCAGAUACUCGACCAUGGCGAUGCACGAGAAACAGCACGGCAAUAGCCACGGUGGUAACGACAGUCGGUCGAACGUCGUCGAAACGUCGUCCAACCAAGAGUGUCAGACCCACGCCCAACCGAUGGUCCAGGAUACGACCAAGCCUAGGAUUCAAGUGAAGAAUCCGGCCGAGCUGAUCGAAAAACCCGAAGAAUGUAUGGCGAGUGGUGGUGGUGGUGGUAGUGGUGGUGGUGGUGGUGAUAUGGAGAAUAGAUCGAUGAUGGACGAGAAGGAAUCGGAGAUUCCGAGCCCGGAUGUCAACAAGACGACCGUGGUGAGGGCGGCAGGCACCUAUUAUCCGGUUAGUGGACCGCCGAAAUCCCCCGUUCUUCCAUCGACCAGCUCGGCCUCGCCCCACACCCUCUACGGACCGGAGCAGAGCUGUAGCAGGCCGUUCUGCAAGUUGAAACGUAAAAACCAUUACCAUUGUAACGCCUGCAAUCAAGCUUUCUCCGAAUUGGAUCGACUGGUGGCCCACAUAGCGAAACAUUCGACAGGUGCCAUCCUCAGUCAGCAGCAGCACGAGCUUGCCACUGGUCAACCCCCUAAUCAACUGCAACACGACUACUUGGCCCAAUUGUCGCAGAAGCACGACUUCAUGGCGCAGAACGCCCAGAUGGCGCAGAACAUACAGAAUUUCCAGAAUCAGAUGCAACGUCAGAUGCAGCAGACCCUCGGCCAGAUGAGCCAGCAGACCCAGGUGGUGAAGGAGGUGGUGAAGAUCGAGCCGGCUAGGUGCGGCUCGGACGUCGGCGUCCAAAACGUUCCCAGCGUGAAGAGGGAGCCCGGUGAAAUUUCGCGGGGGGACGAGGGGGGGAACAAUUCGGUGAUGGACAGCAACGAGAACGGUCAACUGUCCCAGCCGAGCAUGCCACCCAGUGUUCAACAAUCCCCGGUUCCGGCCAGCUUCGAGCUUGACCUUAGCCACGGAUUCCAUUUCCCAAGCCCGGCAGUGAUGGCAGCCAUGAAUCAACAGAGGCCAGGCUUGAUGUUCGCGCCUGGUCUACCGCCAGCCAAUUUUCUACCUCCCGCAAGAGACGAGAACCCGUUGGCCUCGCUCGCGGCCAAUCUCAACUUGAACAAGCGAUCCUUGUCCCCGCCCGACAGCAAUUCUCCAGAGGCGAAGAAGCAGAGGCUUCAUCACUCCAUGCGGAUGCUCAAGGACGAACCGGUGCCGGAAGGAUACGUUAGGUUCAGAUUCAACGAGGAUUGCAGGUAUCCCCACUGCGGUUACAGGGAACACCAAACGCAUUUCCACUGCAUGCGUCAAGACUGCGGGUACUCGUUCUGCGACAAAACUCGUUUCGUCCAACACACGGCGAGACACGAGCGUCUCGACACCCUGAUGGGUGGCGAUUUCCAACAGUACAGAGCGAACGUGCCGUGUGGGAGGGCACAGUGCGCGUACACGUCUUCGUUGGGCUCGAUGCAGAACAAGGCGUCCCACUUCCAUUGCCUCAAGUGCGACUUCGUUUGCACGGACACGAACAAAGUGGUCGCCCACAGGCGGCAACACGCGAAAUUGGACAGUAUAGCGGCGGCAGGCUUUCAAAAGUUCACGCCGAGUCAACCUUGCGGUGGUGUACAGUGCCAGCAUUCCGGCAAACAGACUCACUAUCAUUGUCUUCAGUGCCAGUACGCCGUCCUCGGCCUAGCGCAGAUGUCCGCUCACAAGUAUCGCCACAUGGACACAUAACGCGACUGUCCACGUUCGAACUGCCAUUAAGUUGGAAGGAGAAGAAAGGAAACCGAAGAAAGACAAUUUCUCUUAGGUCCCCUUAGACAUUCCUUGAAUGCGGUGGAUGGAGACGGCCCGGAAUCGAAGGGAGGGCGAAGUAAGGAAGCAGCGGGGGGGAGUUGGAUCCGUUGGAUCCAAGACCAAUUUCGGAUCAAUCGCCGAUCGAAUCUGAAUUAUGAUAAAGAGGACUGAGGAAGAAAAAGAAGA